GGGGCGGUGGCGGCACCGGGCGGGACCGAGCGGGACCGAGAGGGACCGAGCGGGCGGGAGGGGACGGGGACAGGUGCGGCAACGCCACCGCGGCCCAUUGGGGCUCGGCGGCCCCGCCACCGGCCCCGCGGGCGCCGCCGACGCCGCGUCCCGCCGCCCGGCCGCGCGUCGUCAUCCCGGCGCGGCAUCACUCAGGCACCGCCAUCCCUCGCGCUGCUGAGGCCUCGGCGGGAGCAGCUGCCGCCGCGUUUCCCGACGACCGGGACGGUGCCGGUGCCAUGAAGGAGGACCGCCAGCAUCCCGUCGACCUGGGUUACGCCAUCACCAAGCCCGACAUCCUGGCCGAGGUGGAGCGAGGGGACGAGGGGGUGGCGGCGGCAGCGGGGCGCUACGGGGAGCGCCAGAGCCCCCGGCCACCCGCGGCACCGGCCGGUCCCUCCCAGGGGGACUGGCAGGGGAAGGAGGUGAAGAGCGAGGACGGGGUGUCCCCACCGCCCCGCUCGCCCCCGUCCCUCCACGCCGGCCCCGCCGACUUCCUCGUCCCGCUGCGGGAACGGGGCUGCAGCUACUGCGGCGUCCUCGAGCCGGAGGCGAACCCCGGUGCCGGUAACGGGGGGUUCAUCGCCGCACCGCCCGCCUUCGAGAGCCGCCGCUGCCGGCCCGGGGAGCCGCCGCUGGAUUGUGCCGAGUGCGGCCGAGGAGGCAUCGGGCACAAACCGGACCUGGUGCGGCACCGGCUGGGGCGCGGCGCGGAGCUCGGCUACGCCUGCGGCCGCUGCGGGACAGGCCUCGCCGAACCGGCGGGGCUGGGGGCCACGGGCAGCCCCCACCGGCCGGGGCCCUGCACCGGGCGCUCCCCGGGCACGGCGGAGGGAGCCACGGCGGCGGCGCCGCGGAAGGAGCGGAAGGAGCUGUCGCUGACCGAGAAGGUGCGCGUGCUGGAGAUGCUGGAGGGCCCCAAGGUGUCGCAGAGCGAGCUGGCCAAGCGCUUCGGGGUGUCGCAGCCCCAGAUCUGCCGCAUCAUCAAGAAUAAGGAGCGCAUCCUGAGCGAGUGGCACCGCAACGGCGACCCCGAGCGCAAGCGCAAGCGGGAGGGGAAGGACGCGGCGCUGGAGGCCGCGCUGCUGCGCUGGGUGCAGGGUGCCCACGCUGCCGAGCUGCCCGUGGGCCGCCCGCUGCUGCAGCUCCGGGCCCGGCACCCGGCCCGGCCCGAGCCCGAGCCCAGCGGCGGCUGGCUGGCUCGCCUGGGCGCUCGCCACGGCAAGAAGCCGCCGGCGGAGAAAGGGGACGCGGAGCAGCCCACGGCGGAGCACUGGGCCGGCACGGUGCUGCCCGGGCUCCUCCGCAGCUACGCGCCCGCCGAGAUCUUCGCCUGCGGGGAGACCGCGGUGCCGCUGCCGGCCGGCGCCCCCGGUAACGGCGAGAGCCCCGGCGAGCGGCUGACGCUGCUGCUGUGCGCCAACGCCAGCGGCUCGGAGAAGCUGCCGCUGCGGGCGGUGGGGGACAGCCCCCGGCCGCGCUGCCUGCGGGGCGUCAACCUGGAGCAGAUGCCGUGGAGCUACCGCGCCGGCGGCCCGGCCGGGCUGAGCGCGCCGCUCUUCGCCGAGUGGCUGCGGGAGUUCAACGAGGGCAUGCGGCGGCGGGGCAAGAGCGUCCUGCUCCUGCUGGCCAAGCACGAGGCGCACCCCUACCUCCAGCUGUCCAACGUCCGGAUGGUUUUCAUCCCGCCGGCCGCCGCCCUGGCCCAGCCCCUGGACCGCGGCAUCGCCGGCGACCUCAAGGGCCACUACCGGCGCCGUUUGCUGCGGUGGCUGCCGGCGGAGCGCGGCGCGGCCCAGCCCAGCCUGCUGGACGUGCUGCACAUGCUGGCGCAAGCCUGGGGCGACGUUCACCCGGGGCUCAUCGCCGGCUGCUUCCGCGCCGCCGGCUUCACCCCCGACGCCGGCACCGAGGCCGUGUCCCUGAGCUCGGCCCCCGGUUUGCUCGGCCGGGAGCGGCCGGAGCGCGACGGGGACGCGGCGGAGGCGGACGGGGACGAGGGCACGGCGGAGGGCGAGGACGCGGGCGAGCUGGCGGCCGUGCCGCCCUGCCCCUCGGAACGGGAGGUCUGGAGGAGCCUGGCCACGCUGCGGCGGUACCUGGAGUGCCAGGCCACCUCGCCGGACCUCUUCCAGGCCUUCUACGAGCUGGAGGACGCGGUGCACAUGGUGUCAGCCGGGGCAGGGCGAGCCUUCCUCGGGGACAGCCCUCCCCAGCAGUGACCGGGCAGAGGGGCCGGUGCUCCUUGGGGCUGUCACCGCCCGGCCCGGCCGCUGUUCCCCGCAGCUGAGCCGUGGGGGUUGCAGUGGCAGCGCUGGGGACACAAAGCUGCUGCCAGUACCUUCUCCCAGGAAGGAAGGGGACGAUGUGCAGCUGCUGCCAGCGGGGAUUUGCCCUGAGUGGGGCAGUUGUGACUGCCGUGGGGGGGAUGUGGGCGGUGCUGGGGUGUCCCCGUGCUGGGGACAGCAGCUCCAUCCCACACGGGAAUCGGGUGCCUCCGGCUGCUGUCACCACGUGGUGCCUGGAGGAUUGUUACAGGCAUUAAAAAGUUGGAAUUC
Molecule: messenger RNA, 2597 nt
Organism: Zonotrichia leucophrys gambelii
Lineage: Eukaryota; Metazoa; Chordata; Aves; Passeriformes; Passerellidae
Gene: TIGD3
Product: tigger transposable element derived 3
Exons: 3
Coding region: 279-2261 (660 amino acids)
Cellular component (GO): nucleus
Molecular function (GO): DNA binding
Source: RefSeq, a predicted model, not a curated record